GCGGAUAAGAUGCAUUUCAGAUUUUUCGCCUUGGCGAUCAUGUGCUUAUUGAAUUAUGCACUGUCUGAACUAUCGAUUUUACAAUCUUGUACGCAUAAUGAUGUGAUGGUAAAAUGUUUACCAGUUUGUCCCAAAAUUUGCUCAAAUUAUCUGCAGAUUCGCAGGUGCAGCCCAAAAAAAUGCCGACGAGGAUGUGCCUGUAAAAAGGGUUGGCUGCGAAAUAAAAACGACAUGGGAAUGUGUAUUCCGCGAAAUGAGUGCAAGCGAUAUAUCGUAGAGUAAAAGUUAAAAAAACCUGAA
Messenger RNA from Drosophila gunungcola (fruit fly), 300 nucleotides. RefSeq names its product venom serine protease inhibitor. Lineage: Eukaryota; Metazoa; Arthropoda; Insecta; Diptera; Drosophilidae. The record is from RefSeq and is a predicted model, not a curated record. The coding region runs from base 10 to 282 and encodes 90 amino acids. The transcript is spliced from 2 exons.